AUGCCGAAGGCUCUGCGUGGAAAGAUUGAGACAUGCGCAAAGAAAUAUGCAAAGCUUGAGGAGGAACAGAGCCGUGAUGGCAUUUCCCCCUUUUUUUUGCCUUGCCAAUUGCGUUGCAGCAUCGAGACUCGUGUCGGCAGGACACUCUUCACACUUUGGUGCAGAAUGAUGGAAUCUUAUCGGUUGGAUGCAACUGCUGCAUAUCCCAGUGAUACAGAGAGCAGGAUGUCAUUUAUUGUGGCUGAUAAACAUACACCCGCAGCGAAGGAAAACACAACAUUGUUUGAUUUAUUCAGCGAUGAAAGUGAACAAUUUCAGGGCGUCUUUGGAUCAUCCCAUAUGUCCAUAGAGGCCAUGAUCUUUUAUCUCCAUUACGUCUUUGCGGAUGUGGAUGCGGCCGCGUGGGUCAUUGCCUUUUGUAUCAUCGAUAAACUACAACUUCGGCACUCCAUUGAGAAAUACAUGGAGCGACUUUGUAAUUCAUCCAGAGGUAUUUUUUUUUGGCUUCAUCUUGGCAACUGCUGGAGAAUUCUUUUUGUCGCCUUUUCCCUGGCACUCAAGUGGCAUGUUGAUUACAAAAUUACCCUCAAGUAUAUGUUGGAUGUAUUGCCGUCCAGCUCACACGAUUCAUUUUCCCUGCAUGGGAUCUGCGCCCAGACGGAGUGGCGUAUGUUCCACGCCUUGGACUACGAUGUCUCCGUUCGACCAGAUCAGUUGCUACAGCUCCUUGAGGAAUUUCUUACCCUUGAUGAACGGGAGUGCAUCAUUUCUUCCAUCACCCAUGAAACGGCAUUGGGCCGUUUAUGA
Trypanosoma cruzi is the source of this 807-nucleotide messenger RNA. RefSeq lists its product as uncharacterized. Lineage: Eukaryota; Euglenozoa; Kinetoplastea; Trypanosomatida; Trypanosomatidae. The record is from RefSeq and is a predicted model, not a curated record. Bases 1 to 807 code for a protein of 268 amino acids. The transcript has a single exon.